UCACAGAAAAAGAAAUUCGACAAUGGCACAAAGGUUUUCUCAAAGACUGUCCGAAUGGUCUACUGACGGAGCAAGGUUUUAUUAAAAUUUACAAACAAUUCUUCCCGCAAGGAGAUCCCAGUAAAUUUGCCUCGCUGGUGUUUCGUGUCUUCGAUGAAAAUGAGGAUGGCGCGAUUGAGUUUGAGGAGUUCAUUCGAGCGUUAUCGAUUACAUCGCGCGGCAACCUGGACGAAAAGCUGCAAUGGGCAUUCCGGUUGUACGAUGUGGACAAUGACGGCUACAUAACGAGGGAGGAAAUGUACAACAUAGUGGAUGCAAUAUACCAGAUGGUGGGCCAACAACCUCAGACGGAGGAGGAGAAUACACCGCAAAAACGGGUCGACAAAAUAUUCGAUCAAAUGGAUAAAAAUCAUGAUGAUCGGUUGACGCUCGACGAAUUUCGUGAGGGUAGUAAAGCUGAUCCACGUAUAGUGCAGGCGUUAAGUUUAGGUGGUGAUUAACCAAAAGAGACUUAGUUUAAUUCUGUAACAGAUUAAACGAGAAAGCGCAAACAAAACAAAAGAAAGAAACUUAAGAAAUUAAACAAUAAAAAAUGAAGAAAUAUUCAUAAAAAAAAACUAAAUACAUAGUAAGGGAAAAAAGAAGCAGCAGGAAAUCUAGGAGGUUGGUAAACAUAAUUUCUUGCAAAAAAUAUUUAUAAAUUAUGAGAGAUGAGUCAUAAUCAAAAGGAAGAAGCACACAUUAAUUUACACAAACACAAAUGAACAGCGUAGGCCUGAGUUAUGCCAAUGGCAGUCAGCUGGUACUUGCAUAUAUUCAAAUGUACAUACACACAUACUUACAUACAAAAAAGUAUAGCCAUUAGUUUACUUAGCAUGGAGUUAGACUAUGAAAAACCACAACAACAUACAAACGAAAAAGUUUC
Rhagoletis zephyria (snowberry fruit fly) is the source of this 925-nucleotide messenger RNA. Its product is annotated as frequenin-1-like. The record is from RefSeq and is a predicted model, not a curated record. Lineage: Eukaryota; Metazoa; Arthropoda; Insecta; Diptera; Tephritidae. Gene Ontology annotation, molecular function: calcium ion binding; calcium sensitive guanylate cyclase activator activity.